Messenger RNA from Haliotis rufescens (red abalone), 4148 nucleotides. Its product is annotated as synaptotagmin-A-like. The transcript has 6 exons. The record is from RefSeq and is a predicted model, not a curated record. Lineage: Eukaryota; Metazoa; Mollusca; Gastropoda; Lepetellida; Haliotidae. Gene Ontology annotation, molecular function: clathrin binding; phosphatidylserine binding; calcium-dependent phospholipid binding. Gene Ontology annotation, biological process: calcium-ion regulated exocytosis; cellular response to calcium ion; regulation of calcium ion-dependent exocytosis. The coding region runs from base 387 to 1688 and encodes 433 amino acids.
ACUGUUUGUUGGCCGGUGCUGUGACACCGAAGGCAUCUGCACAUUCCCUCACACAGGGACACACAGGCCUCAACGAAGCGAGCUGUCCCAUGUGUUUGUAGGUAUCCUGGUAUUGAACUUGCAACAUCUGCUGCCGCGAGGAUCGUCAACACCCACUGUCGUCUGUCAGCUCGGCCGCCAUAUUGGCUGAGGAAGGAUCACAAACGCCCUCUGCACAUAGACCGUUUCGUUCAUGGCCUAGCUGAUGGUGUUUUCCCGGAAUACAUAUUUUGGUGCAUGAGAAUGACGGAUCUGCUGAAUCCAUUGUUUGUUGGAGCCCCAUGUUCCCGAAUUCCGGAUAGAGCAGGACAAGUGAAGAGCUAGAUGGGCUGAGGAAGCACCAGAACAUGUCAGCAACCGAGGCUCCAGUUAUAUACCACCUGGAACCUUGGGACAAGCUCGUCAUAAUAGCAGCAGCACUAACAGCACUCUUCACUAUCGGCAUCCUCGUCUUCUGUGCCAUCAGCCCCCUCUGUUGUCUCUUCCAUAUCUGUCCCUGCAAAGAAAAGGAUGAAAGAGAGAAAAAGGGCAAGGACAAAGUGCCAGCCUAUGGCUCAACGACAGGAUCGCACGCGACUCCAUACUAUAAACCCGAACAAAACAGUCCCUGGCAGCCUCUACAAUCAUUUAAAGACACGGACACUUCCGAUUGGUCAGAUUACAGUUCCCAUGACGUCAUUGAGAUGAAACAGGAUCGUCACCAAAAAGAACACGUCUUCAAACCUAUUCGCAGUGAGCCCCAGUCCCCUUCUUCGCCAACUAUAUUUCUUUUUCAAAAAGCUUCGCUUGUCUUUGGUCUAAUGUAUGACAGAGUCGACGGCAGGCUUACAAUGCGAGUCCAGAAGCUGAGCAACUUCUCAAUCACCGAUCCCGACGGCGCCAUGACACCUUAUGUCAAAGUGAGGCUGUACCGGGCUCCACGCAGCUUCUUUACCUUCAGGGGCAAGGCGAGUAGGGAGCACGAAAUGAACAACCUCGAUGUGGAGUUCCAGACAAAGAUACUGCGCAGGUCCACAGACCCCGCUUUCAACGAGAUAUUUAUGGUGCCAAUUGAUGCAAACGAGAUCCACCACUACACACUGAAAAUGCUGGUGUGCGACUUUGACCGCUACACAAGGCAUAUUGUAGUCGGCGAGGUCGUGGUGCCGUUGUCACGGGUGGAGUGGACCACGCAGACGGAGGUGGUGUUUGACGAGCCACUGCAGCCCCCGGUUGAUGAAAACCUCGGCGAGGUACAAAUUGGGCUGAUGUACUUGCCUACAGCAGAGAAAUUGAGUCUCACUAUCAUCAAGGCACAGGGGUUGAAGAUCAUGGACCAGGCGAAGGCUUCUACCAAUGCCUUCAUGAAAGUGAACCUUAUGUUUGAUGGUCGUCCUAUGAAGAAAACGAAGACGUCGGUACGUCUUAGUGACGUCAGCCCGGUGUUUAACGAGACCAUGACGUUUGACGUACCUCAUUAUCAGCUUGACAAAGUUUACUUCAGCAUUGCCGUCAUCCAUAUUGAUAAGGAUGCGGAGAAACCGACACGGGCUCUGGUUGGUCGACUAUACUUGGGCAUGAACUUUGACUCCGAUGCGCGUGCACAGUGGAACGAAAUGAUUCAAAAUUCCAGGAAGCAAGUUGCAUGCUGGCAUAAACUACAGAUUUGAUCUUCACUUGAAGGGACUCUCCGCGUGAACCAGGUUCUGUGAACACUGCAGUAUCGGGCGGCUUUAUUGAUAGCUCAACCUGUUCAUAUACAAUCAAUGUUUUAUUGAUGGUUCAGACUGCUAGUCAAUGUUUUAUUAAUGGUUCAGACUGAUAGUCAAUGUUUCAUUGAUUGUUCAGACUGCUAGUCAAUGUUUUAUUAAUGGUUUAGACUGCUAGUCAAUGUUUAUUGAUGGAUCAGACUGCUAGUCAAUGUUUCAUUGAUGGAUCAGACUGCUAGUCAAUGUUUUAUGAAUGGUUCAGAAUGCUAGUCAAUGUUUUAUUGAUGGUUCAGACUGCUUGUCAAUGUUUCAUUGAUGUUCAGACUGCUGGUCAAUGUUUCAUUAAUGGUUUAGACUGCUAGUCAAUGUUUCAUUGAUGGAUCAGACUGCUAGUCAACGUUUCAUUGAUGGUUUAGACUGCUAGUCAAUGUUUCAUUGAUGGUUCAGACUGCUAGUCAAUGUUUCAUUGAUUUUUCAGACUGCUGGUCAAUGUUUUAUUGAUGGUUCGGACUGCUUGUCAAUGUUUCAUUGAUGUUCAGACUGCUCGCCAAUGUUUUAUUAAUGGUUUAGACUGCUAGUCAAUGUUCUAUUGAUGGUUCAGACUGCUAGUCAAUGUUUCAUUGAUGUUCAGACUGCUGGUCAAUGUUUCAUUAAUGUUCAGACUGCUGGUCGAUGUUUUAUUGAUGGUUCAGACUGCUAGUCAAUGUUUCAUUGAUUUUCAGACGUCAGUCACUUUUAAUGUUGUUGUUGUUGUUGGUACUGUUACAAUGGGUAGUAGGCAAACCCUGGACACAUAUAGUUAUCCCGUUACUCGAGCCAGUUAUAUACGGUACGUCGCCUGACAGACUUAUUUGUUGUUGUUAAAAAUACUUUAGCUUUAAAACGAAUCCCGUAGUUAAAGAUUGGCUUCUCACAGAAAGGCAUGUUUGAAUGUGCACAUGAUGUGUCUAGGGCAAAGGAUAGCUUGAUAACAAUCAUCGACAUUAUAAAUCUGCAUGUGCGAGAAGAGAAAAACGUUCGUUAAAGGGGCUCCAGGCUUAAGUCAUCGACAGUCCCAGCAAAUUUGAUACAAGCGCCAUAAACAACGAUUUCUUUGUCUGAUUGUUCAAAUUUUAAUAUCGAUUAUGUAUGAUAUGUUUCCGCAGAGACGAUGUGUAAGUUCACACGUGGUAAUAAUGAAAGUAUCUAGAACUAGUCAGACAAUGGGCCCAGGGACGUGGUGUAAAGACCAAUCACAGAAGGUGUGUACGUGUCACCCCAAGGCCAUUAUUAGCAACUAACCAACGUUUCGGGCAAACCAUCUUUUAUAGUGGUCCCAGUCACCGUGUCGGGCUUCACAAGGGAAGAAAACAAAACUGUUGUAGAAAAACGUUGUAAUAAUGUCGUUUCAAAAUGUUCGUCAGUGUAAGAAUUUCAAACGUUUAUCACGACUGAAAUUCUGCCCAUACACAAGAAAUAACCUCCGGGCCUAGGGAACAGACAUAUUAUAUACGGUGGAAAUGAGCAGAUUAUUUUUCGGUCAUUAUAAUACACUGUCACUGUAUAUUGUAAAAUAUGAGACCAAAUUAUUUUUCCGGUUCUUAUUUUCUGAAAUAUUUUUGUUCCAAAGUACGCCUCCUCUUCACCCACACGCCCUUGUCAGAACAUAAAAUGGCCGGCCCAAAAUGUAUGGAGAGAGCCCCUUAAACCCCGCGGGCGAGGCUAUCAUUGAGAUGCUAGUUUACUGAAAAUGUUGGUUUUGUUUAAUUGUGCCAUGUGUUGUGAUGCUUGAAUGACGUAUUCGCCCAGACUACCAUGCCUCCAUACCCGAGUACCGGGAAUUACCAUACCUCCAUACCCGAGUACCGGGAAUUACCAUACCUCCAUACCCGAGUACCGGGAAUAUUGUGGACAUGUACAUCAAGCUUGCGCAAGAAAUUGGGAAAUCAAUGUUCUUUUAGAAUUCUUUUGAAGAAGAGUCUGAAAUUGUCCAUUUUUCAAAAUAUUAUUCCGAACACCGGGAUUAUAUGCUUCUAAAUACUGUCUUUCAAGACUAUAUUUACAUUCAUUAAUGUCUGCAUUUACUUCAGUGCGGUUUAAUAUUCAGAUACAAGACUAUACAACGUUGUAUAAGAUACAAGACUAUACAACGUUGUAUAAGAUACAAGACUAAACAACUUUGUAUGAGAUACAAGACUAUACAACGUUGUAUAAAAUGUAUAAUGUUCAAAAGUCCCUACUUUUACAAUGGGGGUUAUUCUCAACGGUAAAAGUAAGGGUGGUCACAUCAUUUUGUUGAUAACUGUAGGUUAGCAAUACUUAUUGUGACAUGAUCUAUCUACCAGGCUGAUCAACGGGCUGGUUGUGCAUUCCAGAAUCCACUCUCGCCAGAGCAUGGCUUCAAAUAUGGAACACCCUGAUACUUCUUUCCUGUUCAAACAA